AUGCAGGAAGAUGCGGGGCAGGGGAAAAAGUGCCCGCCUGCGCAUGCAGCACACGCUCUGCAGAAGCGAAACCGCACCUGUUUCCGUGCCGUAGUGAUUGAGGUGGCGGGUGCCUUGGACGACCCUGUCUGCCAGGAUGUCACACGACGCCUGCGGCAGUACCGCAACCGCUACGCUCCCAUUCUGCGGAUGAUGGCGACACUGGUGGCGCCGGCAGUGUCAGAGGUUGAGCUCUUUGGGCACGCAGGCCGCGACACAGAUGCUGCUGCUGCUGCCGUCGCUGGCGGUGGCGGUGAUAGAGAUGCAAAGGAUGGUGUACGAGACGUAAAGAAGCAAGAAGAAGGCAGCAGCAGACCUGAGAAGAAGUCGCGCAUUGAGCCACUCAUUACGGCCCCCAGCGCCGCCGUCGUGGCGGGGGGGAGCGUCACCGUUGUGCACCGCCUCCACGAGGGCCUUGCAACUUCGGCUACGGCGCAGAUGGAGAUGUUCAUGGCGUAUCACUUUAUCCCGCUGGCGCUGCUGCACAACCGCCGCGCGGACAUCGCAGCCGAGACGGCGCCGUUCGUGUUGCGCCACUACGUGCACGAAGCGACGCGCACCGCCUCCUUCCUUGUGGCUGAUCUCACUGAGCGAACGGCGGUCAUCAUUGACCCGCAGGUGGACACCUCCAUGUACGAGGCGGAUCUGGCCACGCUGAAUCUCCGGCUCGUCGGCGUGGUUCUUACACACUGCUUUGUGGACAUCGCGAUGGGGCAUGCUGCGCUGCUCCAGCAGCACCCAACAGCACUGCUGCUGAGCGGCGCACCGUGGGCGCCCGGCGGCGAUCUGCCGAGCGAGGCAUGGCCAGUGUUGUCGCUCAGCCCACGCUUGCAGCUGCGGGGAAUUCCCAUCCCCUCCUUCUCGCCGGAGUGUGUGGUGGUCGAGCUGCUGCUAGACUCGGCGCUGCUGGCUCUUUUCACUGGCACCGUUAUCGGUACCGACGCGGUGCCGCGCUACGAGUUUUACGCCGAUUAUCCCUGGCCUUCACUGUCGCUGGGCAACGAGUCACCGGUAGUAGUGGCGCAACGCUUUCUCAAGGAGCGUCUCUGGAGCAGGUACUUUGCUCCAACAGCCGACGGCAGUGGUGAUGAUGCGCGGGCGCUGGACCACGUGAUUAUCUUCCCAUCCCACGGGGGCUACAGCAACGUGACACAUCAGUUGGAUUUGUACUGGGCAGCGCAUGUGGGAGAUUUAAAGCGGAUGAAGCACUCUCGCAUGGUGCUAGACAAGCUGUUGGACGCCGACGCAUACACCACCCACGUGCAUGAGCGUCCCCCACUUCCGAAGCCAGUGCUGAUGUCGCACGUGCGAGAAUGGAACAUUCUUUCAGUACCCUCCGCUUUUGGCGGCAGUGGUGCAAGGCUUAUUGCGUCACGCUCGCUGACGUCUUCAGUUGGGGCUGCUGCUUCUGCUGCUGUCAUGCCAAUUGUUGUCGACAUCAGAGACACUGCCGAACAUGAAGCGGUGCAUCUGAAGGGAUCUGUGAACGUUCCUAUGAGCUUUCCUGCUGACGCCUACGGCGUCAAGAAGGCGGAGCUGUGGCUGCAGUGCAUCUUGCGCCCACGGCAACCUGUAAUUGUGCUUUGUGCCAACGAGCAGCAGCUCUCGCUCGUACGGCAGCGCCUUGCGUUGAUUUCCCCGGGUGCGACAAUCGAAGCCUUUACCACAAAGGAUCUUCAGGCACCCUCCACCCUGCCUUUCGCAUACAGCACUGGGGAGCAGACGCACGGCGGCGGCGACAGCAGUAGCACUAUCAAAACAACAACAACAACGUCUUUUCCACUGUCAACGGUAUCCGACUACUUGCCGCGCCAGCUUGUUUGGGUUGUUGACGCCGCUGCCGCAGCUGCCCAACGGCGGGUUGAUACCUAUCAGAAACUUCACGACAUCGAGCCAACGGAGGGCACCUUGGUGCUGGACUGUCGUACUGCCUACGAAUUUAAAAAUGGCUCCCACCGACACAGCGUUCACAUCCCCUUGGCAGACCUCUGCGAAAUGACGGCACUCGACGAGGUGCCUCCAGCGUCGAAGGACACCAACGAAGACGGGGCGCGUGCCGGGGACUUUUAUGGGCCGUCCCCGCAUCUCGGGCAUGUGCUCCUUGAGAAACUGUAUGAGAGCUCUCUGGCAGCCGGCAUCAGGUGCCGUCCGCUUUGCCGUGGCAUUGAGAGGAUUAUUGUGUACUGCGCUGGCGGUUACCGCUCCCUCAUUGCGGCCUCGAUCCUGCGCCGGGCCUUCGAGGCAGCUGCAGUGUCGAUGGAGGUGCGUGACGUUGCGGGAGGAGCGCUGCAGAUUAUGAAACAGCGGCCCGACCUCUGGACAGUAAAGGACCGCUCUAUCAUUUGCAUUAGCUGA
Messenger RNA from Trypanosoma grayi, 2394 nucleotides. Its product is annotated as beta-lactamase domain-containing protein. The record is from RefSeq and is a predicted model, not a curated record. The transcript has a single exon. NCBI's taxonomy places the organism in Eukaryota, Euglenozoa, Kinetoplastea, Trypanosomatida, Trypanosomatidae. Gene Ontology annotation, biological process: glutathione metabolic process; hydrogen sulfide metabolic process. Bases 1 to 2394 code for a protein of 797 amino acids. Gene Ontology annotation, molecular function: sulfur dioxygenase activity.